Messenger RNA from Medioppia subpectinata, 1113 nucleotides. The record is from the annotation of a GenBank genome assembly. NCBI's taxonomy places the organism in Eukaryota, Metazoa, Arthropoda, Arachnida, Sarcoptiformes, Oppiidae.
GAGAGAGAGAGAGAGAGAGAGAGAGAGAGAGGUGUGUGAGAGGACUGGAAGGUAAGGACCGUUGGAGUUGUUGGAGACGUGGCUAAAGACAGCAUCACUUGUUUGGCAACGACAACAGUGACACCACUGGAAGUGCAGUCCUCCUCAACCACUAUGAGUGCCCCAAAGCCUCAGCACAAUAGCCAUGAUAUGAAUGGUGGCGACGAGAGUGACAGAGAAGCCAAAGAAAACGACAAAUUAGCUCAAGAAGACAGUGAUGUGAAGACAAUGGAUAAAAAUAAUUCGAGUGACAAUUCAAAGAAGUCUCGGUUCCAGACAUUAAACCAGAGCCUAAGACGUGCGCGAACUCACUUGGAGUCUAAUAAAAACCAUAGGAUUAUAGUUAUUCUCGCAAUCAUUAUAUUUGUGUUGCUUUUGAUUACAAUUAUAUUAUCCAUUCAAUUAAGUCUAAGACCGGCGCUUAUAACUGAUCCCAAAUGUGAAACAAGUGAUUGUCUGAGAGCAGCGACGAGUGUUGUCAGCGCUCUCAACACCACUUAUGACCCGUGCCGUCAGUUUUGGCACUUUUCAUGCAAUGGUUGGACUGCGAAGAAUGAGAUGCCAGACAAUAGGGGCAGUUGGGCGGUGACCGACCACAUCACUGACCGCAUCCAACACGAGCUCAGACACUAUAUCGAUCUCAUCGGUCACGGCGUCGAUGAAGCAGAUCCUCAAUUCAAAGUCAAGCGCUUCUAUUCCUCGUGUCUUAAUGUGGAUGACAUCGAAUACAACUCUAUUUCUACCAUUAAAUACGAGAUCCAAGAGAUUGGGGGCUGGAGUUUAUUGAGCUCCUGGUCCUACCAGAGUUGGGACAGAACUAAAGUCAUCGAAAGACUUCAUACCAAAUACGGUGUGAAUCCAUAUUUUAAAGUUUCUGUCGGACCCGACGAUCUCGACCCCAACCAACCCUUCAUUAUUAAGAUUGAACCAUCGGGAUUAGGUCUGCCCUCCAAGAACUACUAUUAUGAUACCAAAUAUGAAAAGCAAACGGAAUCCUAUAAGAACUUUAUGAGAGAAUUGGCGAAACUGUUUAACGCUCAGUCCAUACAAGCGAAUCAAUUCGCAGAGAAUAUG